CGGCUCCGGCUCCGGCUCCGGCUCCCGGGCAUUUAAAGGGGACGCGGCGGCUGCCCGGGGGGAUGGGGGGCAAGUGGAGGGGACGGCUCAGACGCACAUCGUCCUCAGUCCCUCGGGACUGGAGGGACUCGUGAGCCGGAGCCCAGAAAUCCGGGGGUGGAUAAGACACCGCGUCCCCUCCAAUUCCCGUAAGCACCCCUUGCUCCAUCCGGCGCCCCAAUACCUCAGCUAGCCCCCUUCCCCACUUCUUACACACCAAACUCAGCCGGGACAGACCUCUGCCGCCGCCGCCCCCACGAACGUCUGACGACGGCUGGAGGCCAACAGAGUCCCUACAGGUGGUGCCCACGGUAAUGCACCAACAAUGAGUGGCUGUUUUCCAGUUUCUGGCCUCCGCUGCCUAUCUAGGGUCUUGGAUGUGCCAGCGCCUCUGGCCGUGGCCCGCUAACCAGCCUCUCCCGGGCGGGCUCCUGCCGCGCCCCCUCUCGCUUGCUCCCUCCUCCUCCUCCUCCUGCUGCUCUCCCCCCUGCUCCCAGGACGGCGGGAUGGCUGCGCAGGGCGCGCCGCGCUUCCUCCUGACCUUCGACUUCGACGAGACUAUCGUGGACGAAAACAGCGACGAUUCCAUUGUGCGCGCCGCGCCGGGCCAGCGGCUCCCGGAGAGCCUGCGAGCCACCUACCGCGAGGGCUUCUACAACGAGUACAUGCAGCGCGUCUUCAAGUACCUGGGCGAGCAGGGUGUGCGACCGCGGGACCUGCGUGCCAUCUACGAAGCCAUCCCUUUGUCGCCAGGCAUGGGCGACCUGCUGCAGUUUGUGGCUAAACAGGGCGCCUGCUUCGAGGUGAUUCUCAUCUCCGAUGCCAACACCUUUGGCGUGGAGAGCGCGCUGCGCGCCACCGGCCACCACAGCCUGUUCCGCCGUAUCCUCAGCAACCCAUCGGGGCCGGAUGCGCGGGGACUGCUGGCUCUGCGGCCGUUCCACACACACAGCUGCACGCGAUGCCCCGCCAACAUGUGCAAGCACAAGGUGCUCAGCGACUACCUGCGCGAACGGGCCCACGACGGCGUGCACUUCGAGCGCCUCUUCUACGUGGGCGACGGCGCCAACGACUUCUGCCCCAUGGGGCUGCUGGCGGGCGGCGACGUGGCCUUCCCACGCCGCGGCUACCCCAUGCACCGCCUCAUUCAGGAGGCCCAGAAGGCCGAGCCCAGCUCGUUCCGUGCCAGCGUGGUGCCCUGGGAAACGGCCGCCGACGUGCGCCUCCACCUGCAACAGGUGCUGAAGUCGUGCUGAGUCUGGCCGCCUGCAGGGGGGCACCCCGGCCAACGGCGGAGGGGGCGGGGAAGGGGGAUUCGGGAAAGACAAAGUUAGUUUUACUACUCCCUUUUCCCUUUGGCUUUGCUAUGUCCCUCUGGGAAUUUCUGGAAUCUCGUCUUUAGGGGCUUGGGGAAGGGGGUUCAGAGCCGUCCCUAUCUAUGCAGUUAACCCACCUCGGCCGCCUCCCCCGCUCCACUGCGCACGGUUGAGUUCUGGAGUCUGACCCAUCGCGGGGGUGGCGCGCAAACCUUGGAAGGCAGCAGUGUUUCCUGGUCCUACCAACUGGGAGGAAGGGGCUCCCUGGCAGGUGAGAGAAGGAACAUCUCCCGCCGCUGUAACUGUUGCCUCGGGCUGCGUGACCGCCCCCGCCUCCAGUCUGCUGUGGAGGGAACCCAGGAUCCUGAAAUUCUCCUGGCCACAAGGACUCCCCACGGACAGAAGAGGGUCUCCACCUAUGGCCCUAGGCCUUUGCGAUCUUGCUUCACCCUACGCGACCCCACACUAUUUCUGUGCUGUCUACACCCUCUUGCCUCCCGACCCCCGCACUCCUUUCUAGCACCCCCAACGGAAAAGCCAGAGGGAACAAUCGCCUCCUGGUGGUGGUACGAGGUAGCGCACCGUCCGGCCCAGGUCCUGCCAGCCAAUAACCUCGCAGCGUGUGACGGUGUCUCCUUGCACCCCAGCCUCAUCUAUGCAGCAAGAGACCAGGCACUUCACCAAAGUCACCCUUGCAGGCUGGGCCCUCCAUGCAUUCCCCUCCCCACCCCCAUGGAACAGAAAGCCAUGAUGUUUUUAAGCAGAACCAGCGAAACCCAAGCCCCUCCUUCCUCUGGUGUUUUACAACUAUAAAGGAGGUAAAGGGGGAAGAAA
Rhinopithecus roxellana (golden snub-nosed monkey) is the source of this 2189-nucleotide messenger RNA. RefSeq names its product phosphoethanolamine/phosphocholine phosphatase 1 (gene PHOSPHO1). Lineage: Eukaryota; Metazoa; Chordata; Mammalia; Primates; Cercopithecidae. Gene Ontology annotation, molecular function: phosphatase activity. Bases 417 to 1295 code for a protein of 292 amino acids. The transcript is spliced from 3 exons. The record is from RefSeq and is a predicted model, not a curated record. Gene Ontology annotation, biological process: bone mineralization involved in bone maturation.